UUAAAAGAAAGAAUAAACAUAAUACAUUCAUGGAAACAUUCUCUCAUACUAUUGUUGGUGAACAUUCCCUUUUUCCGAAAGAUCAGUGUCUAGAUAAUGAGAAAAAUGAGUUAACAGAAAUUUUGGACAUUAAAAAAACAUCAUCAAACCUUGAAAGAUGUUGGAUAUGCUUUGAUGACAUUUUAGAAGGCCUAAAUGAUAAAGGUUCAUGGAGAAGUCCUUGUAGAUGUGGUUUGAUUGGCCAUGAGAAAUGUUUAUUAACUUGGAUAACCGAAAGUCAAAAGACAGAUUUGUCAGAUAAGCCAGUUUUAUGUCCGCAAUGUAAAUGUCCAUUACGAUUAAAGGAUUCAUCAACGUUUACAUUUUGGUUUUUAUCAAAAAUUGAUAAAGUUUUACGAAAAUCUGUACCAAUAUUCAUAGUUUGCGGACUUGGUAGUUCCGCGUUAAUUUCAGCAGCAUUUUAUGGAAUUCAUACUAUUUAUACUAUUUGUGGAGAAAAAGAUGCACAAAAAAUAAUGGAAUUUGAAAUGAAUAAUGAAUAUUUUUGGAAACUUGCAUUUGGUCUUCCAUCGAUUCCUUUUAUAUUAAUAUUUAGUCAGUUUAGUCAAUUUGAUACUAUUAUUCCGAUUAUUCCACUUAUUUUUUUUGGUGAUCAAGCUUUAGAUAUCUCAAGACCUUUAUCACCUACUUUUACUCUUUGUAUUUUACCAUGGAUUCGAAUUAUUUAUAAUAGUAUAUACAGGCAUUUUAUAAUUCCAAUACAUAGGCGAUUUGGACAGGAACUUUAUCCUCAGAGGGAAAUAUCAGGUUAUUAUCCUUCAGAACAUCAAUCAAUAAGGCAAACGAAUACGAGAACACAAGAAAAUGAGGAAAAUCAUGAUAUAAGAGGAAGAAUGGUAGUAUUUGAAGAUAUUGAUUUUGGAAGAAUGAUAGUAGGAACACUUAUGUUUCCAAAAAUUAGCAGUAUAAUAGGAAGUUGUAUUAUGAAAAUUCCUGGAGCAAAAAAAUGGAUUCCUAGUAAAUUUCAUUGCAGUGUUAUUGGCGGUUGUUUAUUUAUUGUUUUGAAAGACGCAAUUAGUCUCUUUUAUAAAUAUCAAAAAGUUAAACAAAGACGCUCAAGAAGAGUAUUAAAUUAUAAUGAAAAUUUAGAUAUUUAA
This is a messenger RNA of Pneumocystis murina B123, 1157 nucleotides long. RefSeq lists its product as hypothetical. Lineage: Eukaryota; Fungi; Ascomycota; Pneumocystomycetes; Pneumocystales; Pneumocystaceae. The record is from RefSeq and is a predicted model, not a curated record. The coding region runs from base 30 to 1157 and encodes 375 amino acids. The transcript is spliced from 6 exons. Gene Ontology annotation, molecular function: zinc ion binding.